AUUUGAGGCAGGAGAACACUCACACCCUCAUGCACGGGCGGUUUCAGAGUUGAUGACUAACAUAUGGAAGGAAUCCCCUCCUUGCUUUACAACACCAAGCCACAACUACCUCGAAGACCGAUGCGCAUUAUCACCGCAAUUAACAUUGGAAUCAUCGGAGGCAGCGGGCGCUCAUGCUUGAGCAAUAAUUCCGUUAGGGUACUCUAAACAUGAAAGGAGAAGAAUAAUUCAAUUUAUGAGCGUGUGUGGGAUUGUUUAAACUACCUGGAAAUACAUUCGUGUUUUUGCAAAGACAACUCCUGGAAAGACGGAGGAAAACUGAAAGGAGGCAAGAAGAAGACGGAAAAAAUACCAAAAGAAGUGUGACGGAGUAGUACAAAGGAGGGCAUGCAACAGCGCUGCUCCGGAUGUGUGUGUGUGUGGAUGAUGAUGUGAUGUGAGGAAAGCAACGGCCUAGAUCUGCUCUGCAAGACGUCAGGAGUUGGUUGGUCUGUUUCUCUACUGUCAUUCUGCCUCACUGCAUAUCUCUUCUUUCGGGGCAUUUCAUAUAUUUCAAUACUCCCCUGAAUAACUAAGGAACAAAGAUUUAAAAAAUAGUCUGUCGCCUGGUCACCUUGGUUAAAUGGAAAAUCGUUUGUUUGAGGCGUAUGAUGAAAUAGCUGACCUAUGUGACCAUUAAUUAUCUUCUCGCUGUAUUUAUUUUAGUUGUAUUAUGUGUCAAGGGGCUUGGUUCGUUCUGUCAACAACUCUCAGCAUCGAUAAUAACUCAUGUCCUUUCCCAUGACCCGCUAGACCCUAUGGUCUAGAAGUUCAUACACUUCCAAAUGAGUGAUGCCAGUAGAAUCUGAAAGUAGUAGCAGUAGUGUAGUAGGUCUACGGAGCAGAAGUAACAUCAGCAGUGCUCACUAUAAAAUCUUCAGGGCGCCAGAGCGCAAUGGUUAUGUGAAAACAUGUCAUCCAGCCAGUGUGCGACAGUCGCGACCCGGGUGGCUCAUAUUAUGAGUCGUGCAUGGUGAGGCUCGUGCUCACUAGGGUCCCCAAAGACUCCGGUGUGUGUGCUGUAUGUGUGGGCUCGCUUUCGGGUUUUCUCGCUCUGGCAGUACAAUUUGUCGACCAGAGGACUGAGCUCAGUAGCAUAAGCGGAGUAGGCUCUUGUGCACGGCGGGACGCGACGGAUGAACAGCAGCUGUUUUUCCUAAGCGCGCCAGCGGCCGCAGUCGUGCUCGCCUGCCUGGCCACCGGCGCACUCAUGGUAGCACGGCUCAAGCACGGCAUUUCUGUCAUAUUUUUCGUCAGCGUCGUACGGACUAUCUCGCUUAUCUCGCUGCACAAAGCGGGGGCCACUUGGAGACCUUACGUGGCGUACCUGGUGGGAGUGUUGGGUAUCCUACUGGCGAGGUAUGCUGAUAGUCUUCUUCCCAACCAAGGGAUACAAAGUGAGGGCUGUAACCCCUCCGUGACUGGACCAAGGGAAGGGAACGAGACCCCUGUGUUUAAAAGGCGAAGGAGGUCCAGUUCUGUGAUUUCCUCAGACAUGGCACACAGUCAGUCCAACAGCAAGUCACACAGGAGGACCUCGCUGCCAUGCAUUCAAAGGGACCAGAUGCCAGAAUGGGACCACAAGAGAAGCUCAAGAGGAUUGCAGUUGUCGGGUACCAGUGUGGUGGUGGAUAUAGCUGUGAUGGGCGAGGCCCAUGGACUGAUCUCAGACCUGCUGGCGGACCCCUCGCUGCCCCCCAACACCUGCACCUCCCUACGGGCCGUCAGCAAUCUGCUCACCACACAACUCACCUUCCAGCCCCUGCACCGGCCACGCCUCGCUCCCCUGGGCAUCAACCUAGGAGAUGCCUACACCUGCUCCGACUCAGAGGAGGGGCCUGAGAAGGGGGAGAGGAACAAUACCUUACCUAAGUGUCUGCGGCGUAGCCUGCACCCGGGGCUGUUGAGGAGGAUCUCCUCUACAUGGACCACCACCACCUCAGCUACCGGCCUGCCUACCAUCGAGCCUGGACCAGUACACAGGGCCAGCAUCAGCAUCAAACCCUUCCACGAACCGCUUACCUGCAGUUGUGGGAGACCAUACAUCAAGAUGAGCCAUGGGGAGGGUUCAAUGGACAAAGGGGACAGGAUACGCCAGACAGAGGAUCAGAUGGUGGUGUCAUCGGACUACGACAACACCCACGAGGCCAACCACAACGACAGCAGUGAUGUAGCGCCGACAGAGGGGGACGCAGAGGGGGGCAAACCCCCCCACCAAAACCUCUUCAUGCUACCCCCAGAGGAGAAGCCCCAACCAGCCCCAGAACUGUUAGUGAUGGAGGACUUGGAGCCCCUGAUGAGCCAGCUCAACAACUGGAACUUCCCCAUCUUCAGUCUGGUGGAGAAGACCCAGGGGAAGUGUGGCCGCAUCCUCAGCCAGGUCUCUCUCAGACUAUUUGAAGACACAGGCCUAUUUGAGACUUUCAAGAUCCCUGUCCAAGAUUUCAUGAACUACUUCCAUGCUCUGGAGAAUGGGUACAGAGACAUACCAUAUCACAACAGGAUCCAUGCUACAGAUGUGCUCCAUGCUGUCUGGUACCUUACCACCCAGGCAGUGCCAGGUCUGCCCAGGCUCAUCACCGACCAUGGCUCUGCCAGUGACUCAGAUUCAGACAGCGGCAUCACACACAGCCAUAUGGGCUACCUGGUGUCGAAGACCUACAGUGUGUCGGAGGAUGGAUAUGGCUGCCUGUCGGGGCUCAUCCCAGCCCUGGAGCUCAUGGCGCUGUACGUGGCUGCAGCCAUGCAUGACUACGACCACCCUGGGAGGACCAACGCUUUCCUGGUGGCCACAAGCGCACCACAGGCAGUGCUGUAUAACGACCGGUCGGUGUUGGAGAACCACCACGCCGCCUCGGCCUGGAACCUGUUCAUGUCCUGUCCUGAGUAUAACUUCCUAGUCAACCUGGACCACGUGGAGUUCAAACGCUUCCGCUUCCUGGUCAUAGAGGCCAUCCUCGCCACUGACCUCAAGAAACACUUUGACUUCCUGGCCGAGUUCAACGCCAAGGUGGGUAAUGACAUGACGAGGGGCAUUGAUUGGUCCAAUGAGAACGACAGACUCCUUGUGUGUCAGAUGUGCAUCAAGCUAGCUGACAUCAACGGUCCACUGAAACACAAGGACCUGCACCUACAGUGGACCAAGGGCAUCGUGGAUGAGUUCUAUGAACAGCAUAAACCUGUUCUCCGCCACCAGUACAAGGAAAUUAUUGAGGAUAAACAAGCAACACUUCAGCUUUAAUUGUCUGGAGCCUGGUGUUGUUGUGGCGAAGGAACUUUCACUCAGAUGGAACCAGGUUUCAGCUGCUGUGCAAUAUUGACAUCCCUUCCUCCCAGAGAUGUGAAAGCAUCCCCCGGACUGGACACAACCUUGCAAACAUAUAAUUUAAAAAAAGAUCAGGACUUUUGCAAUGGAGCAGGGCAUAAAUAUUCUCUCAGGCUAGAUAUCAUAACAUGACCUGAACCAAAGUUACUUAAAGGAUCUUAUGAUAUAGGCCUAUGUCUAGAUAUUGUUUUUACCUAAGCAUUUAUGUGUUUUACAUUUUUCCUAAUUGUAGGCUACUAC
Messenger RNA from Coregonus clupeaformis (lake whitefish), 3604 nucleotides. RefSeq names its product cGMP-inhibited 3',5'-cyclic phosphodiesterase A-like. Gene Ontology annotation, cellular component: cytosol. Gene Ontology annotation, biological process: oocyte maturation; positive regulation of oocyte development. The record is from RefSeq and is a predicted model, not a curated record. The transcript is spliced from 15 exons. Gene Ontology annotation, molecular function: 3',5'-cyclic-AMP phosphodiesterase activity. Lineage: Eukaryota; Metazoa; Chordata; Actinopteri; Salmoniformes; Salmonidae. The coding region runs from base 1010 to 3280 and encodes 756 amino acids.